Messenger RNA from Prunus armeniaca (apricot), 1992 nucleotides. The record is from the annotation of a GenBank genome assembly. NCBI's taxonomy places the organism in Eukaryota, Viridiplantae, Streptophyta, Magnoliopsida, Rosales, Rosaceae.
AUGUGUGGGAUAUUUGCAUAUCUGAAUUACGACGUCAACAGAGAGAGGCGUUAUAUUCUUCAGGUGUUAUUCAAUGGUCUCAGGCGUUUGGAAUACAGAGGCUACGAUUCCGCUGGGAUUUCCAUCGACCAUUCCUUUUCCCUCGAUCCAAACACUCCCCAAUCUUCCUCCAAUUCUCCGCCUCCCCCACUCGUUUUUCGCCAGGAGGGAAACAUCGAGAGCCUCGUCAAAUCCGUCUACCAAGAGGUUGCCGAAACAGAGUUAAAUUUAGAAGAAUGUUUCUCUCACCAUGCUGGAAUAGCGCACACCCGGUGGGCUACUCAUGGAGAGCCAGCUCCAAGGAACAGCCAUCCACAGAGUUCUGGCUCUGGAAAUGAAUUUUUGGUUGUUCACAAUGGAGUAAUCACUAAUUAUGAGGCCUUAAAGGAAUCACUGGUCCGGCAUGGAUUCACCUUUCAAUCUGAAACUGACACAGAAGUAAUUCCAAAGCUUGCCAAAUAUGUUUAUGAUAAAGCUAAAGAAGGAGAAGGUGACCAUACUAUCACAUUUAGUCAAGUUGUGCUUGAGGUUAUGAGGCAUCUUGAAGGAGCAUAUGCCCUGAUUUUUAAAAGCCAGCAUUAUCCAAAUGAGUUGAUUGCUUGCAAGCGUGGCAGUCCGUUGCUCCUUGGUGUCAAAGAAUUUAACGAAAAUGCUAUCAAUGGAUCUGCUUUCCAAGAUGAUAAUUUCCUUUCAAAAAGCGGACAUGCUAAGGAACUUUUUUAUCCAGAUGGAGGUGUUUCUAUCUUAAAGUUCGAUAAAGGGCAGCACGGUGGCCUUUCAAGAGUUGCAUCAGUACAAAGAGCAUUGUCCAUUCUUGAGAUGGAGGUUGAACAAAUAAACAAAGGAAAUUACAAACAUUAUAUGCAGAAAGAAAUUCAUGAGCAGCCUGAAUCUCUAACAACCACAAUGAGGGGGAGACUUUUACGUGGAGGUUCCUGCAAAGCCAAGACUGUUCUCCUUGGUGGACUGAAGGAUCACCUCAAAACAAUUAGGCGAAGCAGGCGAAUUGUUUUCAUUGGUUGUGGUACAAGCUACAAUGCUGCUUUAGCUGCAAGACCAAUAUUGGAAGAACUUUCUGGUAUCCCUGUUACAAUGGAAAUUGCUAGUGAUUUGUUGGAUCGGCAAGGACCUAUAUACAGAGAAGAUACAGCAGUCUUUGUCAGUCAAUCUGGUGAAACAGCAGAUAGUUUGAGUGCAUUGGAAUAUGCUCUAGAAAAUGGUGCAUUAUGUGUUGGCAUUACAAAUACUGUUGGUAGUGCAAUAGCCAGGAAUACACACUGUGGUGUUCAUAUAAAUGCUGGUGCUGAGAUUGGUGUGGCAAGUACUAAGGCGUACACAAGUCAGAUAGUGGUGAUGGCUAUGCUAGCACUAGCUAUAGGAGGUGACACAAUUUCCAAUCAAGCAAGAAGAGAGGCUAUAAUAGACGGUUUAUUUGAGUUGCCAAACAAGGUCAGAGAGGUCCUCAAGCUUGACCAGACAAUGAAGGAUCUUGCACAAGAACUGAUAGCUGAACAGUCACUUCUUGUGUUUGGGAGAGGAUACAACUAUGCAACAGCUCUGGAGGGUGCUUUGAAGGUGAAAGAAGUGGCCCUUAUGCACAGUGAAGGAAUACUUGCCGGUGAAAUGAAACAUGGUCCUUUGGCUUUAGUUGAUGAAAAUCUCCCUACAUUUGUGAUUGCUACCCGUGAUGCUUGCUUCAGGUUUCAGCAAUCAGUUAUUCAGCAGCUUCAUGCCCGCAGAGGUCGUCUGAUAGUAAUGUGUUCGAAAGGAGAUGCUGCAUCUGUGUGCCCUGGGGGAUCUUGUCGAGUGAUUGAAGUUCCUCAGCUUGAGGAUUGCCUUCAACCUGUAGUUAAUAUUGUUCCAUUGCAGCUGCUGGCAUAUCAUCUCACUGUUUUAAGAGGUUUCAAUGUGGAUCAGCCUCGGAAUCUUGCAAAGAGUGUGACUACGCAGUAA